AUGAUCAUUGACCAAGAAGAACGAACAAAAAUUAUUUCUGUAUACUCAGAAUGCCUUUAUAAAGAUUUAUGUAUACAUAUUGAAUGAAAAUAUGGGAUAGUGCUCAGGCGGUUGACUGUGCUAUUAGGGACAUGGCUUCUUAAUUAUGAUAAGUGAAAAAAUAAGAAAAUCAGUAAAAUAGGUAAAAAAGGAAUCCAAAACGGUGAUUCAUUGAGAAUUAUGAACCAAAAUAUUGGCAGGUAA
Molecule: messenger RNA, 243 nt
Organism: Blepharisma stoltei
Lineage: Eukaryota; Ciliophora; Heterotrichea; Heterotrichida; Blepharismidae
Source: the annotation of a GenBank genome assembly